Molecule: messenger RNA, 1512 nt
Organism: Cloeon dipterum
Lineage: Eukaryota; Metazoa; Arthropoda; Insecta; Ephemeroptera; Baetidae
Exons: 5
Coding region: 236-1282 (348 amino acids)
Source: RefSeq, a predicted model, not a curated record
AAAUUAUCGUUUGUGGAGCAGCUCAGAGAAAAAAAGCCUGUUGCGCUUUGGAAUUGAUAUCGCGAUAAGUGCGAGAUAAGCGUCGCUGGCCCCAAACUUCUUUUGGACGCACUGCCGAAACGACCUGCCGUCGCUAAUUCGACUAAUUCGGCGCCAGCUACUGGGCCCACAGCGGCGCCGUUCGUGCUCCUGAAUUACGGACCCGAGCGCUGGAAGCGACGAGGCUUCUUCCAGGAUGUCGUCGGAGGAGGCCAAGGGGGCCGGCGGAGGCGGUAACGAGGCGUCAACGCUCCGCUUAGGCUGCAAGGUGCAGGGCUAUCGUCAGCUCAGCAGCCAGAUCGUGACCAAGGAUGAAAUCGCGGAGGAAAUCAACAACAGGUUCAGCAAGAGUGCCUCGGACACCACAAGACCUUUUGUGGACAAACGAGUGCUACAGGAAGCUCUUCUUGCUCUCAAAUUCGACGAACAGUUCGUCAGGAAAAUUGACCCAAGCAAUGAGGAGUUUCUCUUGGCGCAGGAAAAGAAAAGAGCCAACUCUGAGGCCGCGGGGGCUGCGGACGAGCCACGUUCGCGCUUCGGAAAGCGUUUGGAUCCCAAAAUGGAAAAGGAGCUGGCGUUGAAACAACUUAGUGAGCUGCCAACACUCAAGAGGCGGCGCAAAAAUCAAGACGUUGCUUCACCUCCUGAGCCACCUCCAGCUCCAAGCGUUUUUAAUGAAAAGGUGCUUCAAAACCUGAAGCGCUCUGUGCAGAGAUCUGCACGCCACUCUGCACUGGUUUUGAAACCGGAGGCUGUGCGCACGGCGCUAGAGAGGCUUGGCGUCCCCCCUCCGGCCGCAGAAGGAGCUGCAGAGCCGCUUACUCUUUCAGAGGAACUGAAUCCCUACCGGCAGUCUGCGUCCAGGAUCAUUCGUCGCCACUCGAGCAGUGAAGAUGAAGACGAUUCAGAUCCAGAGGAUUCACACACGUCUUUGGCAGAGACGGGUGGCACAGUAGCGACUGAGGCUCCAGCGGAGGCGACUGCCACUGAAGCAUUGUCGAGUGAGGCCGCGGCGCCAAAGGACCAAUGUACCAACUGUAAAGCAGAGGAAGACAAGUUAAAAAUUGAAGUCAAAGAGGAGCCGCCGAGCGAGUUGUCUCCCAACGGACCAGACGUGCGUGUGAUGCGCAGCAGGGUGCAGAAGACGUAUCCAUCGAAGCGGCGGUCAGCGCCAUCCCCUGGCGACGAUGGCCGCCGCACGUACCUGUCUCCGGUGAUGAAGAAGCAGCUUGGCCGCAUCUGACGCUGCUCGGGCCCAACGCCACCCUGGGGCCCCCCAAAGAGACUUGACUCGUGCGAUUUGAUUGAUUGUUGAACAUACUUUAUUUGUUUUGUUUCCUCUUUUUAACUUGUGAAUUAAGCCAACCACCUGUGCAUGUGAGCAUGCCAAGGAAUUCAGUCUAAAAACUGUGUUGUUCGAAUGUUUUGUAAAUAUAUAGUAGGAUGAGAGUAAAUAAAAGUGGAUUUUAGCUA